Cryptomeria japonica (Japanese cedar) is the source of this 1811-nucleotide messenger RNA. Its product is annotated as cytochrome P450 94B3-like. The transcript has a single exon. Gene Ontology annotation, molecular function: oxidoreductase activity, acting on paired donors, with incorporation or reduction of molecular oxygen; monooxygenase activity; iron ion binding. The record is from RefSeq and is a predicted model, not a curated record. Bases 66 to 1637 code for a protein of 523 amino acids. NCBI's taxonomy places the organism in Eukaryota, Viridiplantae, Streptophyta, Pinopsida, Cupressales, Cupressaceae.
UUGGGCAAUUCUCAGAAGAAUUUAAAUCUACUGAGAUUGAGAAACACAGAAAAACAAGCUACAGCAUGGAGGCAUAUUGGGGUAUUGUGAAUAGCCUUGCCUUUCCUCUUCUUGGGUUGGUUUUGGCUUACAUUUUAUACAUUCAAGUGUCUGCAAGGAGUAAUGACAAAGCUACUACCUUGCCCUCGUACCCAAUAGUGGGCUCAUUUUUUGCCUUCUGGAAGAACAGAAGAAGGCUGCCGGAUUGGAUUACAGAGAAUCUGAGCAAGGCUCCCUCCCACACAAUCACCAUUGAGCGUCUGGGAACGAGGAAGACUAUUGUUACGGCCAAUCCGGCCAACAUAGAGCAUUUGCUCAAAACCCGAUUUGAAAACUAUCCCAAAGGCGACUUCUUCUCAAGCAUCUUGCGCGAUCUACUGGGCACAGGAAUCUUUAAUGUGGAUGGCGAGCACUGGAAAUUGCAGAGAAAGGUGGCCUCGUUCGAGUUCAACACGAGAUCCUUGCGAGAUUUCAUAACAGAGGUCGUGCAGGGAGAAAUCACCCAUCGACUCCUGCCGCUGCUCAGAAAAGCCGCUGGAGAAGAGAAAACUCGGCUGGAUGUUCAGGAUGUGUUGAAGAGAUUUGCCUUCGAUAAUAUCUGUAAAGUGGCCUUCGGCACGGACCCUGCUUGCCUAGAUAUUUCGCUUCCUGUUUCCCAGUUUGCAUAUGCCUUUGAUCUCGCCACGCAUUUGAGUUGUGAGCGCUUUGUGGCUCCCUUGCAGCUCCUGUGGAAGGUAAAGCGCGUGUUAAAUGUGGGUACUGAGAAGCGCUUAAGCAAAGCAAUCCGGGCCAUACAUGAGUUCGCACAGGAGGUUAUCCAAACAAGGAAGAUAGAAAUCUCUCUCUCCCAUCAGGAUCUCCUAUCCAGAUUUUUGUCACUUGACAGGAGCGCCGCCGGUGUGGAAGACCAAGGUUCAUAUGAUGAUUUUGUGAGAGAUAUAGUGAUAAGCUUUGUCUUGGCGGGCAGAGACACAUCAUCUGCCGCGCUCACAUGGUUUUUCUGGCUCUUGUCGUCUCAUCCUGAGGUCGAACAGCGUAUAAAUCUAGAGAUAACAAGUGUUAUAGCGGGCAGAGAAGCAGUUAUCCAGGAGGGAGAAAUGGUUUUCUCUUUCGAGGAAUUGAAACAUAUGAAGUAUCUACACGCCUGUAUUUGUGAAUCCAUGAGACUGUAUCCGCCUGUUCCAUCUGACUCAAAAGAGGCCUUGCAAGAUGAUGUCCUGCCUGACGGGACAGUGGUGUGCAAGGGGGUGCGUGUGAUAUACCACCCUUAUGCCAUGGGAAGGAUGCAGAGCAUUUGGGGCACCGACUGUUUGGAAUUCAAGCCGGAGAGAUGGCUGAAACAGGAUGACAAUGGAUCACUCCUAGUUGUGAAGGAGAAUGUUUUCAAAUACCCAGUGUUCCAGGCCGGGCCGCGAAUAUGCUUGGGGAAAGAAAUGGCGUUUAUUCAGAUGAAAUCCAUUGCAGCGAGUGUGCUAAGGGAGUUCAAAUUCAAGGUUGAUCCCGAUUUCAAACCCAAGUUCGUUGCCACGCUCACUGCAAAAAUGGAGACAGGCCUUCCUGUACGUGUUGAGAAACGUGAGCAUCUGAAAGGAAUUUGAAAAGCUAGCUCUAGCUUUCAUUUGCCAAGUGCUUUUGGCUUUCAUUUUUCGGCUUUUCGUUACAUCUUAUCUGCUCGUUUGUAGCAGAUCUUUAGUCUAUAUAAAACAGUUUGUUGUUUUUGUAGCAGAUCUUUCUUAAUCACUUAGUUUCUUUUGGCAGUGAUUUCUUUCCAU